Cyanidioschyzon merolae strain 10D is the source of this 2460-nucleotide messenger RNA. RefSeq lists its product as hypothetical. Gene Ontology annotation, cellular component: endoplasmic reticulum membrane. Bases 1 to 2460 code for a protein of 819 amino acids. Gene Ontology annotation, biological process: dolichyl monophosphate biosynthetic process. Gene Ontology annotation, molecular function: dolichol kinase activity. The transcript has a single exon. The record is from RefSeq and is a predicted model, not a curated record. NCBI's taxonomy places the organism in Eukaryota, Rhodophyta, Bangiophyceae, Cyanidiales, Cyanidiaceae.
AUGACCUAUGCACUCGACCUGGGGAGCUCGUGGGACGGUUUUAUCGUAAUCGGUACACUUGUGGUCCAGUUCAUUCUGCGUUGCGAAGCAGACCGGUCCAAGGACGAGUUUGCGAAACAAGUCGAGCUACUGAGCCUCGUCACUGCUGGUGCGGUGCUCGUUUCCGCAUUCAGGCGCGCUGCUUGUGAGCCCUGCCACCGCAAGGCCGCUACACGACGUAUAUUGGACAGCGCAUCAAGUUCUCUGGACGCAACGGCUAGCGAGCAUAAGACCAGCGGUACUGGACAGACUGCGGUGCGAGCACGGCAGCGCUUUCGUCGAGCACGAGACCAAGGGCUCCUAGUUGGACUUUUCUUGCCUUUUCUCUGUAUCCUUGGUGCGUUGCGCGCUAACCUGCUGACUCCAGCCCAAGCGGUGCACUCGCUGAGCCUGGCUUUCUGUCAGGCGUGGUGCGCAGCCUGGACCUGGCACCUGGUUCCAGAGGAAACACCGGCACCAGCUGCCUCGGGAGACCGCGCUUUUUGUCGAAAACGCCGCCCUGUUGGUACCGCGCUCUUGUCAAAAGUGCCGCCUCUGGAGCUGAACUCGGAUAAAGAAGGCGCCGGGCUCUGCUGGGCUUUCCUGCUGGAGCUACUCUGGCUGCAUUUGGUACCUCUGGUCAUUCUGAGACGGCUCAGCGGUACGUCUUGGAUGCCCAUCUGUACAGCGACCGUAGCGACGCUGAUCGUCCGCAAGACGCUCGCAAGCGAUGCCUUUGCUGGCACGUUUACGUACGGCGAAGCACUCCUGGUAUCGUUCCUGGUGACAGUGGCUUGGUUUUCGCCUUUUCACAUGUUCCCGACGGCACUCGGGUCUUGGCAUGUAGUAGGAGUACAUCAAUCACACCCAGCGGUGUGGCAGGAGCACAGCUGCUUUUCAGUUGAGAAGCGCCUUGUGCCGGCAAUGCACUCCGAGUUAGCCGCCGAUGUCAAGCGCAGCGGCGUUGAAGCGAUCCCGCUGUUUCACUUGUUCAAAGCGAGGCGCAUCUCGGCAGCGUCAUGUACUGAGGCUUGCGGUUGCGACGCACAGCCACCAAGGCAGCACGGGAGCCCCGGCACGCUGCAACAGUCGCGUCACAUAUCGCAUGCUUGUCCGUAUCGUCGCCUCAUGCAAAGGUAUCUGUUGAAGACCUCGGUAGAGCUUGCCACCGCAGGUAUUUUGUUUGUGAAUCACUGGCACCGAUGGUUAGCGGGCUGGAACCAGGGUCAUCGCGCACGCGCAUCAAGUUGCGGUGCAGUGGGCAUUGCUUUAAGGAGCCAGCAAGUGAGCGCUGUUCGCAACCUGCUUCGGCGGUUCGCUCGUCCGCUUGGUCUGGCCUUGCCUCUGGCACUGAUCCUGCCCUUGAACUACUUGAUGGCGCGUCGGACAUUGAAGCGUUUAUCGAGCAUGAACUCGGGCUCUUUUAGCGACUGCACAGACGCAGAUGCUGCGGAGCCGUUCCGCUUGCUAUGCAGCUGGAUGACCCGAGACGUGUCGAUUAUGGUGCUCGUUCUCUACUGGGCUGUGACGCUUGCGGUAGGCAUCUUCGCUCUAGGUCCGCAUCGUUGGAAAUGGCGACGCAUCGUUGCCCGCAAGUACUACCAUUUGCUGGCGCUCUUGCUUUUUAUGCCGGUUAUCUUGCGGCAGGAUCCGCUAUUAUGGCAGUUUCUUUCCUUUGCUCAGACAGUAGCCUUGGCGGUGCUCAUUGCCCUGGAGCUAGCCCGAAUAUCGGGUACGAACGCUGCGUUUCCCUUGGAGAGGCACUCGCCGUCAAAAGCUGCUUAUUUGGUCGCUGGAACUUCAAUGCACCAGGUAUUCGACGGUGGUCAUGAUGAUGGUGUUUCUGCUGCAGCCAGCGGUGAUCGAACAACUCCCUCCAUGGAUGCAUCUCUGGGUGCGUCUGGUGGCACGCAGAGUCGCCCCAGUUGCGACGUAACUCGAGGCCGCUCCUUUUACGAAUCUGUUCAUCAAUUCAUGACGACACUGGUCGACGAACGUGACCAGGGGAGCGUCAUCGUCAGCCACCUCUAUCUGCUUCUGGGAUGUGCUGCACCUGGAUGGCUUCUCCUGGGGCUCCUCGAACGAUUUUCGGCAUCGAAUGGCUCCUGGACGAGUUUACUGACAGACUGGAGCAGUGGUCUGCUUUCGCUGGGUGUCUUCGAUACUGCCGCGUGCAUUCUGGGCAGUCGCUUUGGGAGACACCACUGGCCUCAUAGUCGCAAGACAAUCGAAGGCAGCUUGGGUGGCUUUAUAGCUACCUGGCUAUGUCAGUUGUUGCUGCAGCAGUGGCACGCACCGAAUGUAUUUCAUGUCAACUGGACAGCACUUGCGCGUUUCUCCGGUGCUGUGUUUCUCUGCACAGUAUUUGAGGCACUUACCGCACAGAACGAUAAUCUGGUGCUACCAAUGUUCUGCUUCGCGGUUCUAGGGCUGUUCGGUUGA